This is a messenger RNA of Xenia sp. Carnegie-2017, 1458 nucleotides long. Its product is annotated as ornithine aminotransferase, mitochondrial-like. The transcript has 9 exons. The coding region runs from base 42 to 1334 and encodes 430 amino acids. Lineage: Eukaryota; Metazoa; Cnidaria; Anthozoa; Malacalcyonacea; Xeniidae. Gene Ontology annotation, molecular function: L-ornithine transaminase activity; pyridoxal phosphate binding; identical protein binding. The record is from RefSeq and is a predicted model, not a curated record. Gene Ontology annotation, cellular component: cytoplasm.
GAAGUUGCUCUAAUUUUGGCUCAUUCAAAAAGGCAAAAAUAAUGUUUAAUAAGUUGGCAUGCAAAGUAAAUGUUUACUCAUUUCUGUCGAGAAAACUAUUGGGAACGUCGACACGUUGCACUCAGUUAUCUUCUCAAGAAAUAUUUCAACGUGAAGAUACCUACGGAGCUCAUAACUAUCAUCCAUUGCCUGUUGCUUUGUGCAAAGGAGAAGGUGUGUAUGUUUGGGAUGUCGAAGGAAAGCGUUAUUUAGAUUUUCUUGCCGCGUAUUCCGCUGUGAACCAAGGACAUUGUCAUCCUAAAAUAAUUGAAGCAAUGAAAAAACAAGUGGAGAGGAUAACUUUGACUUCAAGAGCAUUUUACAAUGAUGUUUUGGGUGAAUACGAAGAAUUUGUCACCAAACUAUUUGGUUAUGAUAAGUUGCUACCAAUGAAUACUGGUGUUGAAGGUGGGGAAACAGCGAUAAAAUUAGCUAGGAAAUGGGCAUACAAGGUCAAAGGAGUUCCCAAAAAUGAGGCAAAAGUGGUGUUUGCAUCUGAGAAUUUCUGGGGACGAACAUUAGCUGCAUGUUCAUCAUCUACUGAUCCUGAUUGUUAUGAAGAUUAUGGACCAUUCAUGCCUGGUUUCGAAAUUGUACCAUAUGAUAAUCUUGAGGCAUUAGAGGUCAGCUUUAAAGAUCCAAACACUUGUGCCUUUAUGGUUGAGCCAAUCCAGGGUGAAGCUGGUGUCAUUGUACCUUCACCUGGUUAUUUGACUGGUGUUAGGAAGCUUUGUGACAAGUAUAAUGUAUUGUUCAUAGCAGAUGAAGUUCAGUCUGGCUUGGGUCGCACAGGAAGACGUCUUGGUGUGGAUCAUGAGGAAGUAAGGCCGGAUCUUGUAGUUCUUGGAAAAGCUCUAUCUGGUGGAUUGUAUCCUAUUUCUGCAGUUUUAUGCGAUGAUGAAGUCAUGAUGACCAUUAAACCAGGCGAGCAUGGAUCUACCUUUGGAGGCAACCCUCUUGCCUGUAAAAUUGGCAUUGCAUCUUUAGAAGUCUUGGAAGAAGAAAAGCUUGCUGAAAAUGCAAGCAAAAUGGGUGAUAUCCUUCGUGCUGAAAUCUCAUUGCUAAAUCAUGAGAUAGUCACAGAUGUUCGAGGAAAAGGUUUGUUCACUGGAAUCACAGUAAAUGAAGUCAAUGGUGUUGAUGCAUGGGAAAUUUGUCUUAGACUACGCAAUAAUGGUCUUCUUGCCAAGCCUACUCAUGGUGAUAAAAUACGGUUUACUCCACCUUUGGUGAUUAAAGAGGAACAAGUUUUUGAAGCUGUUGAGAUAAUGAAGAAAACACUGGAUUCUCUCUAGAUUAUACACUGUGUGUAAAAUAUAUGACCUAGUGUAACUAUAAAACCAUUGAUAUUGCAAUGAGCAAUGAGUUUGGAAUUAUUUGUACGAAGAAUGUAGAAACAAAAAGUAUCAAUUCUUUUGA